UCCACCAACCCGAAACCAUCUUAGUUCCCCAACUCUUGGGCUUCACGGAAGCCACCGAACAAAGAACAGGAAAAAAAUGUCCCUAAACUCUUCCUCUUUCAAGAUAAUAUUGGGUUCUUCAUCGGCUUCUCGCCGACGAAUUUUAUCCGAUAUGGGAUUCAAUUUCACCAUCAUGAGUGCGGAUAUUGAUGAGAAAGAGAUCCGGAUGGAAAAGCCUGAGGAAUUGGUAAUGGCUCUCGCUGAAGCUAAGGCAGAUGCGAUUAUGGGGAGGCUUCAAAUGAGUGACUUUACAAAGGAUGAGGCUGAACCCACUCUAUUGAUAACUGCUGAUCAAGUUGUAGUACAUGGUGGGAUGAUAAGGGAGAAGCCAUCAGGUGCAGAAGAAGCACGAGCAUUUAUCAAAGGUUACUCUGGGGGUCAUGCGUCAACAGUAGGCUCGAUACUUGUUACCAAUUUAAAGACAGGUGUUAGAAAAGAAGGAUGGGAUAAAGCUGAGAUAUAUUUUCACAAGAUACCUGAUGAGAUCAUCGAGAAUCUGAUAAAGGAGGGUGAUGUGCUUUAUGUUGCGGGUGGCCUAAUGGUUGAACAUCCUUUGACAUCACCUUUUGUUGAAGCAGUGGUAGGAACGAUUGACAGUGUAAUGGGACUUCCAAAAGCUUUAACGGAACGUCUCACAAGAGAGGCCCUUGAAUAGUAUUGAGAUGUCAUAUAUGCCAGACAACUUCCAUGGACCGUUGGAAUGGAUCGAAUUCAUGGAAUAUGUGCAGGAUUAUUUUUUCUGAUGUUUUAGAAAUUGAUGUAUGUUUUGCUGAAUCCUGACGUCUUGAUUGUAGACAAAUUGAUGGUCUCAUUCAAGAAUUGUACUCUGGAUGAACUUUCAAAUGUACUAUUCAAUAUCUGCAGUUUUAAUAACUAAUUCAAGACAAAUAGACUUUCAAAUGAUA
Molecule: messenger RNA, 944 nt
Organism: Asparagus officinalis (garden asparagus)
Lineage: Eukaryota; Viridiplantae; Streptophyta; Magnoliopsida; Asparagales; Asparagaceae
Product: maf-like protein DDB_G0281937
Exons: 9
Coding region: 77-694 (205 amino acids)
Molecular function (GO): nucleoside triphosphate diphosphatase activity
Source: RefSeq, a predicted model, not a curated record